AUGGCCCUACACCUCCACCUACACCCGCGCCUGUGCCCCUGGCAGCGUCACGUAUCUCGGACUCUGCCAAGCUCACAGCUUCCGCUCCGCGCUUAUUCCUCUGCUCACGCCCACACCAUCCCCGCCCUCAGACCACCACCCGAGGCCGGGGCGCCCCCAUGUGCCUUGUUCUCCCCUUCGACUCAACCACCAGACGCGACGGUUUUCCACGUCGCGGCCCUACAAGCGCCAGGACCCCGGAAUUUGGGGAGAGAGCUGCUCGACGAGUUCUCCGAGCUCAAGAAGGAGUAUGUCAACAUCGUUGCUCAUUCCAUGGGCGGCCUAGAUGCUCGCUAUAUGCUCUCUUGCCUUGCGCCCUCUAACGUCCGCGUUGCCUCUCUCGUAACCAUUGCUACUCCUCACCGAGGAUCCAUCAUUGCGGACCGCGUUCUCGAUGGCUUAGGCGGCGAGAGAGGCCUGGAGCGCGCGACCAGGCUCCUCGGCCGUGUCGGCCUAGAGAUGACAGGCGUAGAGCAGCUCACCAGACGUUACAUGUCUGAAGAGUUCAAUCCCAUCCCGCCAUCCCUCAUGAACCCCUUCCGGUGGUCUUUUGAUCUGCUCCGGGAGGAAGAGGGUCCCAACGAUGGCCUCGUGAGCGUGGAGAGCAGUCGCUGGGGAACCUACGAAGGUACGCUCAUGGACGUGAGCCAUCUUGACCUCAUCAACUGGUCCAACAACAUCGCCUGGACCGUGAAGGGCUGGAUGGGUAUGGAGCGCCGGUUCAAUGCCAUAGCUUUCUACCUUGGUAUUGCUGAUAUGCUCGCAAAAGAAGGACUGUAA
Molecule: messenger RNA, 819 nt
Organism: Parascedosporium putredinis
Lineage: Eukaryota; Fungi; Ascomycota; Sordariomycetes; Microascales; Microascaceae
Source: the annotation of a GenBank genome assembly